Messenger RNA from Pochonia chlamydosporia 170, 2091 nucleotides. Its product is annotated as protein phosphatase inhibitor. Lineage: Eukaryota; Fungi; Ascomycota; Sordariomycetes; Hypocreales; Clavicipitaceae. The record is from RefSeq and is a predicted model, not a curated record. Bases 1 to 2091 code for a protein of 696 amino acids. The transcript has 2 exons. Gene Ontology annotation, cellular component: mitochondrion.
AUGCAUCGUGUUUCAACGGCGCGGUUGCUCAGCAGGGCGCUGCGGAUAGGGGAACAGACGGCAAUUGGUGUUCCUGUGUUUUUGUGUCCUGCUAUUAGCCGCACAGGCUUGCCUGUAAUUUCGCCGUUGCGAGCUCGACGAUUCAACACUACGGAUGUUUCUGCGAAGCCGGUGGAAGAUGCGCCUGUGCAGGUUGAUCAACCUGUGAGACGGCUGCCGGUUACGUGUAGUGGCUGUGGAGCGUUUGCGCAGACCACCGAUCCGCGGGAGUUGGGAUACUUUGAUUCACAGAGUAAGCGGGUGCGGAAUUGGCUGCAUCCGAGGAAGAGUGACGGUCGGUCGGAUGGCGUGGAGGAUAAGAUUGUGGGUGAUGUGCUGAAGGGUCUUGAUGGGGAGAGGUUGGAGGCGUUGGGGUUGAGCGUGGAGAGUAUGAUUGGGGAUGAGAAUGCCAAGGUCAUGGAGAGACUUGCUACGGAAAAGCCGCCCAUUUGCGACAGAUGCCAUGAUUUGAUACACCACAGUACGGCUGCAGACACGGCCAAGCUCAUGAUGCACCAUCCGACGGUGGAAUCGCUCCGAGAAACGAUUGAAGAAUCACCAUACAAAUACAACCAUAUUUAUCACGUCAUUGACGCUGCUGACUUUCCAAUGUCGCUCGUCCCGCGGCUGAAUGUUCUGCUGGGUGAUAUUCCCUUGCGCUCGAGGAACCGACGUUCGCGAUCGAGCAAAUUCCAGAAUGACCGCAAGAUUGAGAUGAGCUUUAUCAUCACACGAGGCGAUUUGCUUGGCCCUACGAAGGAGAUUGUGGAUUCUAUGAUGCCUUAUCUUCGGGAGGUUCUGAGAGAUGCGCUUGGCAGAGUGGGUGGGCGCGUACGACUGGGUAAUUUGAAGUGUGUCAGCGCCAAGAGAGGGUGGUGGACGAAGGAUGUCAAGGAGGAUAUUUGGAAGAGAGGAGGGGCUGGGUGGAUGGUGGGCAAGGUCAACGUUGGGAAGAGCCAGCUGUUUGAAGCUGUGUAUCCCAAGGGUAGACUGAGCGAGGGCAAGAAACCGGACAAGUCGGUGGCUACGGAGCCUCGAGACAACGACGCCCAGGAGAAUACUUGGCAGGAUUUAGAUGUCGGCGAAUUGCUCCCCCCUCCACAGCCUGUUCAAAAUUACCCUGCCAUGCCGGUCGUCUCCUCGCUUCCAGGCACGACAGCGUCACCAAUUCGUGUUCCCUUUGGCAACGGCAAAGGCGAGCUCAUUGAUCUUCCCGGCCUCGCGAGAAGCGAUCUCGAGCUUUUCGUCCAGGAAUCACACCGCCAGUCUCUCAUCAUGAAGAAACGCAUCGUCCCUGAACAAGUCUCCGUCAAGUAUGGCAAGUCGCUCCUCCUCGGCGGUGGCCUUAUCCGCAUCACACCUCGCACGCCCAACGUCAUUUUCCUCAUGUACAACUUCACCCCUAUCGAGGAACAUCUCACCUUGACGGAAAAGGCAAUCGCCUUUCAGGACCAGAGCCGUCAGUCCAUCGGCGUCGAGAACAUCACUGUCCCUGGUGCGGGGGAGAAGAUGAAGCACGCGGGCACGUUCAAGCUCUGCCACGAUGUCACCAAGAAGCGUGCUGGGCCGCUGACGCGCAAGAAUGCAGUGGGACUGCAGGUUGACCGACUGCCAUUUCGAGUUAUAUCAGUGGACAUAUUGAUCGAGGGCGUGGGAUAUGUGGAGAUUGUUGCGCAGGUCAGGGCCAGGGACUUUGAGAGAUGGGAACGCAUGCAGGCGGAUCUUGAUGCGGCGGAGAAUGUGGAAGAGACGAAUGCUGAGGUUUCUGAUAUGUCGGAGGUGACUGGCGAUCCGUUUGAGGACAUGAUGAGGAACAGGAGGGACGAGCUGGGUGAUAGUGCACGGGUGAAGGUGCGGCCGCAAUUGCCAGUGCCGGAUUGGCCUGCUGUGGAUGUGUUUACGCCGGAGGGGAGGUUUGUUGGGUCGAGGAAGCCGAUUCACGGGUGGUUGAAUAAUAAGCCUCGGGUUUUGGCGCAGCAUAAGAAGAGUCGGCCGAGAAGGAGUAUGAGGGGGGACAAGAAGAGGGCUAAGCUGGAGAGACGGGCUGACUAG